AUGAUGAGCUCGCUGGGCAGCGAAAAGGCCCGGGGCCCUCGUGAAAAAGUGCUGCCUGCUGCCACUCACACGUCUCAACCACAGAAACAGAUACAGGUGAGAGCUACUGCUGAGCAAAUUCGGCUUGCCCAGAUGAUCUAUGACAAGAAUGAUGCUGACUUUGAAGACAAAGUUAACCAGCUGAUGGAGGUUACUGGAAAAAACCAGGACGAGUGUAUGGUCGCGCUUCAUGACUGCAACGAGGACGUGAGCAGAGCCAUCAACUUCCUCUUGGAAAGCACCUCUGAUAUGACCUCAUGGGAGACAGUGGGGAAGAAGAAGCCACUGAUUAAGGAAGGUCCUUCAGAAAGCAAGGAGAACAAGGAGAACCGUGAGAAAAAGGGCGAGAAGGAGGGUGGCAAGGGCCGUGCGGCAUCUAAUCGCAAGGGCAAAGGAGGCAAUCGAAACCGACAGGCUCGUCCAGUGGAAAAUGGUGUGGAGGUGACACCAGUGGAAAGAGGCUCCGAUCGCGGGAAGAGGGCAAAAGGUGGUCGAGGUGAGAUGGCAAAUUCCAAAAAUGAUGGUCUGGUGGUCGAGGCAGAGGUAAAGGACCAGCAGCAAGCAGGUUCUCAGCUCAGGGCAUGGGACUAUACCUCAGAGGCGGGGACAGGGACCACACAGAGUGAGGCUUGGGACACAGCGGCUAACAACAAUACAGAUGAGAUGGCUAACUGGAGACACCCGAUUGAAGACUAUGGACCUGAGGACUGGAGUGAGGAUGUUAGUCUCUCUGAGACCAAAGUGUUCACUUCCUCAUGCGCACCUCCUGCUGAGAAUCAUGUCACAUCUGGCCAAAGUCUGGACCUAGCCUCUCUGCUGCAAAAACCGGUAGUCGGUGGAAGAGAAGCACCGUCCUCCUCCUCCACGCAGAGUCUGGUCUUCACCAACUCUCACCACCACCAGCUACCACAGCAGCAACAUCAGCCUCCUCCGAGCCGCAGCACCACCAGUGGCACCAGCUAUGCUCAUGCUGCUCUGUCGUCAGUUCUCGGAGCAGGUUUUGGAGACCUGGGCCAAGCCAAAAGGCCUCCACCCAGUGCGGGGGCUCAGAUAUUGGAGCAGCUCAAGGGUCCUGGCUUGGGUCCUCUGCCAUCGUCCCAGGUGGCACAUCCUGCCAACACCCAAGGAGGCAACCCUUCAAUUGGCCGACUGCCAAGCCUUGGAGCAUCUGUACCUCCACCUUCUUCCUCCAGUUGGGACAUGAAGGUGCCAGAAUCUAACACAGCCACACUGUCCUCACAGUUCAGCCGUGAGUUCGGCCUCCAGCCUGAACCUUCACUUGUGCUGAGCCAGCUCAUUCAGAGGCACACUGGCCCCUCAUUGCCAUUGGCACGUCAGCCCAGUCCACCAUCUCAACAAGCGGCUCCUGCGUCCGUCUCUUCUGCUCCCCAGCACAGCAGCACGUCAGCGCAGACAGGCCCAGGAAUGGCGGCUGCUGGUUCGAAACAUCCGGCCCCCGGAGCUGUGUUGGAAGCUCAGGGCUGCGGGACACCACAGCAGCAGCGGGCACAACUAAAAGGUCAAAAACGAAGGAUACCUCCGACUUCCAAGAUCCCCUCCACAGCUGUAGAAAUGCCAGGCUCCACUGAUGUCCCUGGUCUAAACCUUCAGUUUGGAGCACUAGACUUUGGCUCUGAGUCCGCUUUGCCAGAGUUUGGAGUUGUGGACAGUGCUGUCAGUGCGGCAUCCAGGGAAUCCACUCCAGCGCCAGGCCCUGUAGCGCCUGCAUCAGGACCAGGGACGCAGAGUCAGACAAGCUUGUACUCCAAACCACUCAGUGAAUCGCUGGGCAGUCCUCUCUCCGUCGACCUCCCUCUUCCCCUCUCCUCAUCUGAGCCAGUUUAUCACUCGUCUUCAGUGGCACUACCUAGUCUCACGCCCUCUACAUUAGGGCCCGCCAGUUCCAGCACCCCUCCCUCUUCAUCACUGACCACAUCUACCAUCUCGUCCUGCUCCGUACCCCCCUUCUCCUCAGUAGGAGGAAGUUAUGAUGGGUCCUUGCCCCCUCAGGCUCGACUGGCCUUCUCGCAGAGUAAAGAUGUCUCUGGCCCAGUUAUGAAUGGUCUGAAUGGAGUAAGGACCUCUGCAGCUUUAGACACAUCCUCCACACCAAAGCCUGACUCUCCAUCUCUUAACGCCAACACCACCUGCGCUCCCGCACCCUCCUCUCACUUAGCCCCCUCCACGUUGCCUGCACAAAGCUCCACCACGCUUUCCAGCUUGGCACAAGACCUUCCCUCAGCCAGCCAACUCAAUGCUCUAAACAGCCAUGUCAACAGUCAUUCCUCAGCACUUGGUUCCAAUUCUUUAACUUACACAAGCGUCGACAGCAGCAGCGUGAGCUCUCUCGCUCCCUCCUCCGCCUCCUACACAUCGUCGCAACCGCCUCCUUCAGCGCUUCACUCAGCCCACAAUAGCAGCAACAGUAGCAGCAGCAGCAUGAGCCACUUGGCUAGCAUGUCCAGCAUGGGCAACAACAUGAGCAGCAGCGUCGGCGCUAUCGUGGGCACGAGCGGACUUCACUCUGCUGCCACCAGCACAGCGCUGGGACUUGGCUCCAAUGGAGCUACCGGCACGUCCAACCUCUCUGGACCAAGGACCACACCCCUGCUUUCUUCCUCCACUGGAAAAGCCCCACCUAAUCUGUCUCAAGGAGUUCCUCCUCUGCUGCCGAGCCAGUAUAUCAUGGGUCCCGGUGGACUGCUGCCAGCAUACCCAAUCUAUGGAUAUGAGGAUCUCCAUAUGCUUCAGUCCAGACUACCAAUGGAUUACUAUGGAAUCACAUUCCCUGGCCCUACUGCAACUCUGUCCAGCAGAGAAGGGAGCCUCGCCAACAACCCAUACUCAGGUGAAGUCACAAAGUUUGGAAGGAAUGACUCCACCUCUCCAGCACCACCCACAAGCCUGGCAGCCCAGCAGCAGGCCCAGCCACAGCACCACAGCAGUCAGCAGGCCUUCCUGCCUCCAGGCUACAGCUACACGGGGCUGCCUUACUAUGCCGGCGUGCCGGGCGCCGUACCGAGUGCUGCCGCGUUCCAGUAUGGCCCCACCAUGUUUGUCCCUCCGGGAGGUCCGGGGGGACCGGCCUCAGCCAAGCAGCACAGCAUGGGUCUCAGCCUGGGCAACCCGUCUGCCAGCCCUUUCCAGCAGCAGACGCAACAGCAGCCCAGUGGUUAUGGCCAGCACACCUUCAGCUCAGGGUAUGAGGAGCUGACAGCAGGACCAGCUGGAGUGGACUACAGUAAAGGCUACAAUUCCUCCUCUCAGGCACAAGCCAAAUCUGCUGCUAGCGGGCCUGGCAAAGGUGUUUCAGUGACAUCCAGUAACUCUGGUGUGCCAGACAUCAGCGGAAGUGUUUACAAUAAGACCCAGUCUUUUGAUAAGCAGGGUUUCCAUGCAGGGACCCCCCCACCCUUCAACCUGCCAUCUGCGUUGGGGGGUCCGGGACCCUUGAAUCCAGGAGCGGCGCCUGGAGGUUAUGCACCGGCGCCCUUCCUUCACAUCCUGCCUCACCAGCAACCACACUCGCAGCUGUUGCACCACCAUCUUGCUCAGGAUGGACAGGGUGGUCCAGGUCAGCGCGGCCAGUCAAGCAGCCUGCAGCAGAAGAGCCAAGUCAAUAAGUCGAGCUACGGCAGCUCCCCCUACUGGGCCAACUGA
Molecule: messenger RNA, 3699 nt
Organism: Nerophis lumbriciformis (worm pipefish)
Lineage: Eukaryota; Metazoa; Chordata; Actinopteri; Syngnathiformes; Syngnathidae
Source: RefSeq, a predicted model, not a curated record